This is a messenger RNA of Pristis pectinata (smalltooth sawfish), 606 nucleotides long. RefSeq names its product homeobox protein Nkx-3.1-like. Gene Ontology annotation, cellular component: nucleus. The transcript has 2 exons. Gene Ontology annotation, biological process: regulation of transcription by RNA polymerase II; cell differentiation. Bases 1 to 606 code for a protein of 201 amino acids. The record is from RefSeq and is a predicted model, not a curated record. Gene Ontology annotation, molecular function: RNA polymerase II cis-regulatory region sequence-specific DNA binding; DNA-binding transcription factor activity, RNA polymerase II-specific. Lineage: Eukaryota; Metazoa; Chordata; Chondrichthyes; Rhinopristiformes; Pristidae.
AUGUCCCUGACUACCAAACCCUUCACAUCUUUCCUCAUCCAGGACAUCCUAGCCCAGAAGGAGGGACCGGAAGGUCCCAGGCAGAGACCGGCUCCUUCAGAAAGAGAUGCAUCCAAGUCCUGGCCGGAGAGCAGACGGUCAGCCGACGAGACGGCUAGACACGGAGGGGAUUCGGAGUCUGGGCGCGGGACAGGAGCCGGAGAGGUUGCGAGAGAGACGGAGCUGGACGCUGGAGGCAUUGCCACUCACAGAAGGCCCGAUGUCUCCCCCGCAGGGGUGAGAAGCCCCAAGAAAAAGCGUUCGCGAGCAGCCUUCUCUCAUGCCCAGGUCCUGGAGCUGGAGCGGAGGUUCGAUGGACAGAGAUACCUGUCAGCACCAGAGAGGGCCGAUCUGGCCGGGGCUCUGAAGCUCACUGAGACACAGGUGAAGAUCUGGUUCCAGAACCGCAGGUACAAGACCAAGAGGAAGAUGCUGUCGGCCAGCUACACGAUGCCCAAGGACCAGUUGGGCACAGUGGAGAGCGCACCGUUCAUGUCUUCCCACCAACGUUACCGGCACUACCCCUACCUGUACUGCCUGGGAUCUUUCAGUCCCACCAUCUGGUGA